GAAAAGGGAAAGUAGGUUGGCAUAUUUAUGGGUAUUGGGUUACUAUCAUUCUCUUGGUUAAAUUCUCUUUGCUUAUUUCUCCUAGAAGUUUGAGAGAUCCUCUCUUUGUGUUCUUUCUCGUGAUUAUCUACAGAUCGAUCUCCUUCUACCAAAUAUUUGUUUCCUUCUGUUCUUGUAGCUAGCUUUCAGGAAAUAGAGAUGGCAAGCACCUCUCAAGCCAUGCUGAACCAGGGCUUGUUUGAGGAGCAAGAGAUGCCUACGCAAAUGGGUUUCUUCUCUUUUGCUCCACACUUAAACUUUCCUCAACUGGGUAGUUGCCAUCAAUCACUCAAAAGCUUUACUAUACCUCAUUCACUUGUCGCCGAUGCACCAUCUACUGCUAAUCUCGCCGAAACCCUAAUCUCAUCCGCCGCUGCUAAGCAAAGAGAAGACGUGACAGCUUAUUUAGGAGGACCCCAUCUCCUUUCCUUGCAAAGAUCUAGUGCAAAUCUCUGGGCAUGGGGAGAGGUGAAUGAGUGUUUAAGCAGCAAAAGAAGUGGAGGAGAUGAUCAUCAUCUAGGGGUUUCUGCCAUGAAAAUGAAGAAGAUCAAAGCAAGAAGAAAGGUAAGAGAACCUAGGUUUUGCUUCAAGACUAUGAGCGAUGUGGAUGUGCUUGACGAUGGUUACAAGUGGAGGAAGUACGGCCAGAAAGUGGUGAAGAACACACUGCAUCCCAGAAGCUAUUAUCGAUGUACACAAGAUAAUUGUCGUGUGAAGAAGCGAGUUGAGAGGCUAGCCGAGGAUCCAAGAAUGGUGAUAACAACCUAUGAAGGGAGACAUGUUCAUUCUCCAUCUCAUGAUCUUGAAGACUCACAAGCUAAUUCCCAGCUUAACAAUUUCUUCUUCUAAGCUCUACUUUCAAUUCCUCCAUCAUCCUGUUGUUUGUUUAUUUUGUCUCAUGGAAAAAUAAACCAAUGUAUUAUAUAAUCCUAGCAAAUAUUAGAAUAUAAUCGUUGUAUGUACAAUAUUUUUAUUUUAAUUAUUGAUUAUUAUGAGAUUUGUGUAAAUCUUAUCGUAAUUAAUAAUUAUAAUAUAUUUGUUGUACAUAUAACGAUUGUGCGUAAAAUAAUUAAUGCAAUUUUCUUUUUUGUGUAAUUUCCUUGGUGCAUAAAUGAGAUGGUUCUUGUUAA
Messenger RNA from Manihot esculenta (cassava), 1169 nucleotides. Its product is annotated as probable WRKY transcription factor 13. The transcript has 3 exons. The record is from RefSeq and is a predicted model, not a curated record. Lineage: Eukaryota; Viridiplantae; Streptophyta; Magnoliopsida; Malpighiales; Euphorbiaceae. The coding region runs from base 199 to 888 and encodes 229 amino acids. Gene Ontology annotation, molecular function: sequence-specific DNA binding; DNA-binding transcription factor activity. Gene Ontology annotation, biological process: regulation of DNA-templated transcription.